AUGCUCGCAGCACGGCGCAUCACACGCUGCAACACCUGCUCCGUCACCCUGCUCAACACGCUCUUCUCGGCCUGCGGUGCGGGCGUGCGCCUGCCCGUCCCGCCGCGGGCCCUCACCUCCGCGAAUGCUGCCACUGCGAGACUCGGACACGCGGGGCUGCUAGGGACAGCACGGGGGUUCCAUUACGCCGCCGCUGUCAGGGCUGCACCACCGCCGCCGGUGGACGAGAUCAUCGAGGAGGCGUUCGAGUCGGUGACUGAGACCGUCACGGAGCUGUUUGAGGCCGAGGCCGAGACCGGGCCCGAGGGCGGGAAAGGUGCCGGGAAAGGGGCGGGAGAGGUGAUUGGCGCCGUGACAGAGUCCGUGGUCCACAAUGUAACGAUCGAGCGCCGGACCGUCCGCAAGGAGCAGAAACAGGAGGACGAGACUGGCACCGCAGCUGAGGAGACGGCAGUGCGAGAGGAGGAAGGCGCGGUGGUGGUGGAAGGAGACGAUGCGGCCCCGGGUGCUGCGGCAUCAAGCCCGCAGGCCCAAGGCCAAGCCGUCCCCUGGUUCCUGCGCGUCGAGACCCCGCGCCCCGCCAGCCACCCGCUCGCCGAGCGCCAGGCCCUCCCCGCCCUCCCGCCCACGCCGCCGACAGCCCUGGAACCGCUGCUCGCGCACAUCAGCGCAGAGCUCGGCAUCGGCGACCUCGCCAUCAUGGACCUGCGCACCAUGGACCCGCCGCCGGCCAUCGGGCCCGACACCAUCAUGGUGCUCGGCAACGCGCGCUCCGAGCGGCACCUGCACACCUCCGCCGACAAGCUGUGCCGGUGGCUGCGGUCCGAGUGGAGGAUGCGCCCCGACGCCGACGGGCUUCUCGGCCGCGGCGAGCUCAAGAUCAAGAACCGCCGCCUCAAGAAGAAGGGCAAGCUGGUCAACGCGCAGACGGGGCAGGAGGAGGGCGUGGGCUGGAUCUGCGUCAAUGCGGGCGCCCAGGGGCUGGUGGUGCAGCUGUUUACGCAGCACCGGCGCGGCGAGAUUGACCUUGAGGGGCUGUGGGGGAAGUAUUUGGGUGUGAAUGCAAUCACGAGAAGCCCCCGGGCGACGGAUGCGGACGAGGCGUAUAACGAGCGGAAGAAGAGGGAGUUGGAGCGAGAGGAGGAGGAGGAGGAGGAGGAGGAGGAUGCGGAGAUCAGAUACAACCCCCGCGUCCCGCUGAUCCGCCUGGGCGCCGGGCUCUCCACUGGCUCCGACUUCACCCCCGCCCGCGCCCGCGCCCGCACCCGCCCCCCGCACAGCCGGGCCCUCCACACCUCCGCGCCCCGCCGCACGCUCACGCUCACGCCCACGCCCACGCCCACGCCCACGCCCACGCUCACGCCCACAGACCCGGCCAACCCGCGGUCCACCUACCUCAUCGACAACAUCGCCUUCAAGGGCAUCGAGGUCCCGCGCUCCGUCGCGCAAGGCAAGCCCUGGCACCUGACCAAGCAGCUGCCGCCGACCUACACGCCCGCCGCGCACCCCGCCGUGGCCACGCUCAUCGCGCGCGCGCAGAUCAACCAGCUGCGCGCGCAGUUCCCCGGCCGCAAAGCCGCCGGCUCGCGCACGGGGCCCUGCACGCUCCUCGGCACCGGCCCCGCCGACACCUCCUCCACCGAGUUCCUGCGCAGCUUCCACGCCAACCUCCCGCCGCCGCCGCCGCCGCACGCCUCCUCCUCCCCCGCCGCAACCCAGCUGCGCCUGGAGCUGCUCAUCGAGGCGCACCGCAUCGCGCCCGCGGCCUACCCCGCGCAGUGCAUCACCGACUUCCUGGCGAACCUCGCACAGCACAUGACCCCGCCGCACGAGCUAUACUACCUCGCCGUGCGCGCGCUCUCCACCUCGCCCACGCUGCGCGCCCACGACAUCGGCGCCGACGCAGACCUCACCGCCCUCGACGCGCUGACCGCGCAGCUCCGCGCGCACCAUCCCACCGCCGACACCACAGCCCCCGAGUACGCGCUGUGCCGGCUGCGCGCGCUCGCGCCGCCCGCGAUGCCGCUCGUGCAUGACCUGGCGCUCACGGUGUGCGACCCGGCCAUCGAGACGCCCACGCACGCGGUGCGGAAGCGCGCGGGCAAGCUGCGCAUGGGCCGGUACCGGCUUGAUGCGCGGGUGCAUGCUCUUGAUGCGGCGGUGCGCGCGGGCAGGCAUGGGUAUACGGUGAGGGAGUGGCACGAGACGCUGCUGACCACGUAUGCGAUGUGUGGGGCGUGGCGGGCGUUCUGGAAUGCGUGGGGCCGGAUGGCGCUGCUGGGGGUGAGGAGGGAUGAGGGGUUGUAUCGGCUGGUUGUGGGGCUGGUGGUGAUGGCGGGGGUGCAGAAGGAGGGGGUUGUGGCGGGGAGGGGGCUGGUGAGGGGGAUGGGGAGGGAGGUGCCGCCGGUGGGGGUGGGGGUGGGGAUGGCGAGGGGGUUGAUAACGUUGGUGGAUUUGGUGGAGGGGGUUGAAGCGGAGGGGGUGGAGGGGGUGGAGGGGAAGGGGGAGAAGGAUGCAAGGGAGGGGAAGAGGGAGGGGAGGAAAGGGGAGAAAGGCGAAUGGAAGGUGUUGAGGGAGAAGUGUGAGAGGGUUAUCAGGAGGGGGGCGCAGGCACAAGCAGCUACUUCGUAG
This is a messenger RNA of Morchella sextelata, 2631 nucleotides long. RefSeq lists its product as uncharacterized. Gene Ontology annotation, cellular component: mitochondrion. The coding region runs from base 1 to 2631 and encodes 876 amino acids. The record is from RefSeq and is a predicted model, not a curated record. The transcript has a single exon. Lineage: Eukaryota; Fungi; Ascomycota; Pezizomycetes; Pezizales; Morchellaceae. Gene Ontology annotation, biological process: mitochondrial proton-transporting ATP synthase complex assembly; mitochondrial gene expression; mRNA stabilization.